CCUACAUAGAGCCCCGCGGCCGAGAACAGGCAGCUAGCAUUAAUUAGGAAGCAAGCAUUUCUUCCUUGCACCGCAGAUGGUAAUUAAGUAUACACCGCAGAUGGUAAUUAAGUAUAUAUGCUGCAAAAGUGUAGCAAGUGAACUGACAACAUCGUUGGACACUGGAGAGGCGACAUGGAAGACGCCAUGGCAGCCGUCGAAGGCGGCACGGAGGCUGUCGUAGUCCAGGACGUCGGCGCGGCACAAGGAUAAUCUCUCAUCGGCUCCCUCCAAGGUAUGCAAAUGAACGUUCUUGCGGUCCGCUUCACAUGAUUGGUGCACGAUGCCAUUGAAGCAAGUGAUGGAUUAGAAAAGGUAACUAGGAGGUAUAUAUGCAAGAUGCAUGUGCUUAGACGUACCUGGGUCUCUAGCGGUUCCCCUGACACGAUAGCCACGGUGGAGGAGCUCCUUCACCACCCAUGACCCAAUGAAGCCCCCUGCCCCCGUGACACAAACUAGCUCCUGCGCUCGCUGCUUAUCAGCACUGCUGUUAUUGGCCAUGGAAUCGAUUUCUGGCUGUAACUUGCAACACUGAGAGAGAAUUGAUUCUCUUUCCUGCCACACAAACUUGCCUUGUGGGUUUCCGUGUAUUUAUAAUGCAAUGCAAGCUUAUACCUGGCCUGGGUCUCUAUCUAUCUAACUUUUUAAGAGUUUAUGGCUGUGUGCAUAGCCAAGGGUAUUCCCCUCUUUUCGGAAAACAAAACUCUAACUAUAAAAAGAAGCUAGGCAAGUGGGGCGUACUAUCUGGCUAGGACCAGUGCUAUAUAAAUACCUAGAUACAUCAGCAACAGGAGAACAAUCAGAAGUUAAUUAAGCACAUAUAUAGUACCAAAAGGAGAGUCAUGGAGCCUAACAUGGGGCAAGCCCUGGCUGCCGUCCUCAUACUGCUGGUGACCACGAGAGUGCUAUGGUAUCUGCUUUGGAGGCCGUAUGUUGUGGCCAGGUGGUUCGGGCGGCAGGGCAUCCGAGGUCCACCUUACAGGUUUCUGGUUGGGUCUCUGCCGGAGUGCCAAACGAUGCUGGUUGCCGGGAGAGCCAAGGCUCUGGACACCAGCUCUCAUGACUGCAUCGCCACCGUGCAACCCUUCUUCCGGAAAUGGGCCUCCCAGUAUGGUAAAACAUUCCUGUACUGGUUGGGGCCGACACCAGCCCUUUGUUGUACUGACAUGGAGCUUGUGAAGCAAAUGUUCACCGACAGGACAGACGUGUUCCAAAAAGAAUACUUGAAUCCGAGCCUGGACUCAAUUCUAGGGAACGGGGUCAUAUUUGCAAACGGAGAUGACUGGAAGCGACGCCGCAAAUUCGUCCACCCGGCUUUCAACCAGGAGACGAUCAAGUCCAUGUCAACAAUAGCGUGGGAGUGCACACAGCAGGCGAUGGAACGGUGGUGUGCCCAACUGCAAGGGCGGCAGCAAGCCGAGAUAGACAUGAGGCACGACUCCGACGAGAUAGCCAUGGGUGUCAUUGCACAAGUGAUGUUGGGCAAGGACCACGAGGAGGCCCGGGAGGUGUUCGUCGCCGGAAGGGAGCAGAUGGAGAUUGCCGCAUAUGCGUUCGCAGAUCUCCCGUUACCUGGAUUCAGGUACCUGCCGACACGUCGCAACCGUCGGACGUGGCAGCUCGAUAAGCUCGUGACAAGCAAGAUCUCGCACAUCCUAAAGGCACGACUUGCCAGCAGCGUCUACGAAGAUGACCUGCUCGGGCAGAUGCUGCAGCUGCAGGCAUGUAGAAGCAGCGCCGAGACUCUGAGCACCCGGGAGAUGAUCGGCGAGUGCAGGACUCUAUUCGCGGCGGGGUACGAAACCAGCGCCAGCGUCAUAACUUGGGCGAUGUUCCUGCUCGCCAGCUACCCACGCUGGCAGGACAUGGUCAGGGAGGAGGUCGCACGGGAAUAUCCUGCUCACCAGCUUCCCCCGGUUGACACCCUUGGCAAACUCAAGCUGCUUGACAUGGUACUCCUGGAGACGCUGAGGCUCUAUGGCCCCCUAACUUUCCUGCAGAGGAAGACCAUCUCGGACACCAUCCUCGCCAACACGAAGGUGCCGAAAGGAACGAUGAUAUCAAUCCCGCUGCUGAUGUUGCACCGGGACAAAGAGGUCUGGGGACCCGACGCUGACGAGUUUAACCCAAUGAGGUUCCAGAGUGGCGUCUCGAGGGACACCAAGCUUUCACGCGCGCUGCUGGCCUUCUCAUAUGGGCCGAGGGUCUGUGCUGGGCAGAACUUCGCCAUGGUCGAGGUGCAGAUCGUGAUAGCCACCAUCCUCAGGAGUUUCUCCUUCUCCCUGUCCCCCAGUUACGUGCACAAGCCCAGCAAUUUCGUCACCCUAUUGCCCAGGUACGGGCUCCCUCUCAUCGUCAGGAACCUGCAGCAGCUGACUGGGUGAUCUUCUGGAGCUCCCUCGAUCUUCUUUGAUGUGUCGUCAUGUGCUACGCCUACGCCAUAAUAUUUACAGUAGUCAUAAUCAGCAAAUGUUCGCUGGGAGGGAUGACAAUUGUGAACGUUUUGAUGACAACUUUAGUUGUCAUGAGGACCACAAAGAUGGCAAUUCUAGUUUGCAAGCACGACAUUUUUCUGGUGAAAAACAGAACUGCACCGGAGGUUCCAUGCUCUGACCAACACAAACUGCCAUCAAAAUUGUUCGCAAAUUUCAUCUUUCCCAGCGAAUGUUCGCUGGCUAUUGGGGUCCAAUAUUAUGUAUUACCUCUGUACCGAAAUACUUGUAGCGGGGGAAGCUAGUACAAGUUCCCCAACUACAAGUAUUUCGGUGCGGAGGGAGUAGUUAAUAAGCUCAGCCACUUUGGCAUACAUUUGAAAUGUAUGAUUAUGUUGUUAUAUAUAUAUAUUGUUGUUCUUCCGAGCUA
Messenger RNA from Triticum aestivum (bread wheat), 2901 nucleotides. RefSeq names its product cytochrome P450 709B2. Lineage: Eukaryota; Viridiplantae; Streptophyta; Magnoliopsida; Poales; Poaceae. The coding region runs from base 882 to 2423 and encodes 513 amino acids. The transcript has 5 exons. Gene Ontology annotation, molecular function: iron ion binding; heme binding; monooxygenase activity. The record is from RefSeq and is a predicted model, not a curated record.